AGUUGGGAAUGUGUAUUUUGUAUUUUAUUUUUUGUACAUAUUUAUGUUUCAUCAUCUGAACAAAUAAUAAUCCGCUUGGAAUGGCCUACCAAGAGGUCAAGAAGGAGGUGGCCCUGGACCAAAGGUAAGGUGUCUGUCUCCUGGGUGAGUACAUUUAACACCUAGUUGCACACACUUACUUCCCACGUUUAUGCACACAUCAAAUCAGGUUACAGACCAUUUAGCUGGGCUUAAGACCCCUAGACAUAACGAGAGCAACAAAAUCAGUACACUAGUUAUUGGUUUUGUAGCAGUUCCUUUAAUAUUGCUAUACUGUAACAAUGUCCAUUAGCUCAGGUGCGAUGACAUUCACAGUGGUGUGUGUGUUUUAGGUCAGUGAGCCUAAACGUCAGGGUGGUGUUUGUGGCUGGCCAUAGGGUCCUCCUCCUACUGUACCAUCCACACCCUCAGCCCCACUCAGCCCAUACUCCUCCCCGGGAACACUGCUCUCACCCCAGGGCCCUUCCACACACUACCCCUCCCUGGAGGAUCACAUGGCAAGUGUGGGUUUAGCUGUGGUGCCAAACGCCUGGGACCAGCCCUUACUGCUGGGUGUGAAGGGCACCACCCCAGACCCUGGCUCCUACCGUUUCCUGACGCCCGCUGAGUUUUUAGAGUUGGAGGGGGACACUUAUGAGGAGCCAGGUGGACUGCCAUCGAUGUACCAGAAGGCCCAUGAGGAGAGGGAGAAGAGUGUACAGGACUGGCAGAAGACUGUGAAGGAUGCCCACCUGAACAAAGAGCGGUGGCGUCAGUUCCAGGCCCUGGUGGAGCAGAAGUUCCAUGAUUGGCUGUUGGAGUCGGGACACAGACAUGGGCUGGACAGCCUUAUCCCCCCCUGCAUCCCUUUCCAGGACGCCUCGCACAGCGACAGCCUGGAGGCCGGGCCAAAUGACACUAGGCAGGAAGGGACAUCUAGAUGGACAGUGGGGAGGACACCUUUUGCCUUGCUGACUUUUUGGGUUCUUGUUGAUGGAGAUCCCCAUACAAAGAAGCUUUUGCCUCACAGUCAGCUGUUUGCUUCACAGCCACUGGUAGCACUAAGCCCUUUGUUUGCAUGCUGUCCACAGUUCCAGGCAGGCCUGGAUCUGAUCUGAGGAUCACUAGACUGCAGAAGGGUGGCCUGGUAUACACCUCUGGCUCUGUUCUCGUCCCCUGUAUCCUGUCUCGCCCUCCCACUGCUGCAUUCCUUCAUCUAGUUGAGACUGGUGCGUCCAGAUUCUCUACCCUUGCACACUCACUCUCAUGGAUUUAACAAUGGUGGGGAUGGUAGAAAAUCAGGACACAGGCAGUGGUCCUAGAGUACUUGGGGUACGACUACAGGGUACCUAUUGUUAGCCACUCAGGUUAGAUCUGCCUAGAGUCUGGUUCUUCUGCUAUGGGUACUGUACCAAUUAAAUAAUAGGGAAUCAUUUAACUGUCUGUUAAAUUCAGAGAUUGACCUUCCAGUAUAGGGGAAAGAUGUAUUAAUGUAUACAUAUGAUAUUAAGUUGUUAGUAUGUAUUUUCUGGUAGCGUAGGAGAGAGGGUGUGAUGAAUUUAAAGGCCUGUGCCAAAUUCCAAGGAAUGUAAUACCUUUAGCACCUGAGUGCCAAUCUGUUUGUGCUGUCAUGUCAACUCCUUAUCACUCAUUGUCAUGUCAAACUGUUUCAAAAUGUUUGACUUUGGCAAUGGGGUUGGCAAGAGCACAAACCGAUCUGGGACCAGGCUAGUACCUCCCUCAGAUGGGACUUUGGUCUGUAGACUAUAAUAGCCACCUCGAAGAAGAUGGCAGAACACAUUAGUGUUGUGAGAAGAGAAAGAUGCCUUUGAGGGAGCAGUUAUAUUCCGUUACAUGGGCCAUUAAGUUAUAUUCCGUUACUGUGUACUAUUAAAAUAAGCCUAGCAUGCUCCAGAGAAUGCUGAUGUUGCUAGGUUACCCGGUAUUUCUCUUCCUUAUUAGUCAUUUGCUUUGCUUCUUCGGCCAGUGUGGAUGGAUGAGAUUGUAUUAUUGUUCUUCUGCCUUGCUGCUGUAGUUUAGUUCUCAGGGACUUCCCCUGUGUAUGGCCUCUUUAUUGUUAUGUCAUCUUAUUGGGUUACUUUUUAUUUUAUAUUUGAUUUUAGUUUAUUUAGCAAAUAUUUUCCUAACUCUAUUUCUUGAACUGCGUUGUUGGUUAAGGGCUUGUAAGUAAGCAUUUCACGGUAAGGUCUGUUGUAUUCUGCGAAUGUGACAAAUAAAAAUUGAUUUGAUUUGCCUUUCAAUUAAAUUGCACUAUGUCGGCCUACCUACAUGUUACAAUGGAAAUUAUUUUCAAUGUUUUCUAA
Oncorhynchus masou masou (cherry salmon) is the source of this 2342-nucleotide messenger RNA. RefSeq names its product TBCC domain-containing protein 1-like. The transcript is spliced from 2 exons. The record is from RefSeq and is a predicted model, not a curated record. Gene Ontology annotation, cellular component: spindle pole centrosome. The coding region runs from base 534 to 1136 and encodes 200 amino acids. Gene Ontology annotation, biological process: maintenance of Golgi location; maintenance of centrosome location. NCBI's taxonomy places the organism in Eukaryota, Metazoa, Chordata, Actinopteri, Salmoniformes, Salmonidae.